Carassius auratus (goldfish) is the source of this 2303-nucleotide messenger RNA. RefSeq names its product secretogranin-3-like. The record is from RefSeq and is a predicted model, not a curated record. Bases 367 to 1821 code for a protein of 484 amino acids. Gene Ontology annotation, cellular component: secretory granule membrane. NCBI's taxonomy places the organism in Eukaryota, Metazoa, Chordata, Actinopteri, Cypriniformes, Cyprinidae. The transcript has 12 exons. Gene Ontology annotation, biological process: protein localization to secretory granule.
GCAGGUGCUUCAGACUGACGCACAUUGGCGGAUGUGACCGUGCCGUCCUCCUCCUCCAUCCAUCCAUGAGCUGCAGGAGUCAGGGCCCGUUAUACACAAGGAGCUCCCAUCAGCUUAUACCCUGUUAAAUAUAGCCAGCGACCUGGUUUCAGCACUGCAGGGACUCAACAGCUCCCGCAGAACUAAAGCCUUAGCGAUUACAGAGGAGAGGCGCUGAGAGCGCGCGGCAUCCAGCCAACACCAGCGCGCUCCACGAAACCAACCCAACGGCGCCUUUAUCUUCACAGAGGACAACAGAGAGAGAAAAAGAUAAAAAAAUAUAAAAAAAUCUCGAAAGUCACCGGCAGUUUGGACACCAGCUGAAGAAUGGCGUCACAACGCGUAGGGUUUGUGGUUAUCCUUGCUGUAAUAUCGCAGAUCAACGCGUUUCCCACACCUGCCGGACCCGACGAUAAAAGCAUGUAUAACCGUGAGCUGACUGAGGAGAAGCCAUUAGAACAGCAGAUUGCAGAAGCUGAUAGCAUCAGGAGGACAGAACCCAAGCCAACGCCACCAGCUGAGGCAGAGUCAGGCUCUGAGGAUGAUGAUAUCACUUUCCUUAAGUCUCUGGCUGAGAAGUCCAAAGAGUCAAACAAUGAGACUCCCAUCUCAGAUUCUGUGGAUGAGCGAUACGGUACUGAUGAGGCCGACAGUACCAAAAACAGAAGACUGGUUGAUGACUAUGACUCUACUAAGAAUGGGAUGGACUACAAAUACCAAGAUGAUCCUGAAAGUUUUCGGCAGCUGGAUGGGACCCCGCUAACAGCUCAUGACAUCGUCCAGAAAAUCGCCAACAAAAUCUACGAAGAGGAUGACCGGGGAGUGUUUGACAGAAUUGUGUCUAAACUGCUCAAGUUGGGUCUAAUCACAGACAGUCAGGCAGAGACGCUGGAGUAUGAGGUUGCUGAAGCCCUGCAGGAUCUGAUCACCAAAAAUGCCAAAGAUAACAUAAUUGGAGACCUCAGUAUGGAUUACCCUGUUAAUGCAGAAAAGGAUACACAGAACAGUAUGGAUGAGGAAGACAGGCCCGGUAGACGAUAUGAUGACGAGGAUAAAGGUGAUGAUGAUGAGGAUGGUGGUAAUGAUAAUAAUGGUGACGAAGAGCAGGAGGAGGAGAGCAGAGAUGAUAUAGUGAGGGCUGAAGACUCAUGGGACGCUGUGAACGAUGGGAACGACAGAAACGAACUGAAUCCAGAAGACGGACUGCAGGACCUUCAAUUCUUCCCCAACUUUUACAGACUCCUUAAGAGUCUCGACUCAGAGCAAGAUAAAGAGGAGAGAGAAACACUGAUCACCAUCAUGAAGACCUUGAUCGACUUUGUGAAGAUGAUGGUCAAAUAUGAAAGCAUCACACCUGAAGAAGGAGUGUCUUAUCUGGAAAAUCUGGAUGCAAUGAUUGCCCAGCAGACCAAGAACAAGCUGGGCAAGUCUCUGGUUCCUCUCAGCAUUACACCCCCUACAGGAAAGGUGUUGGAGGAUGAUGACAACACCAAAACAGAAGCUGCCAAAAUGCAGAAGGAGCAUGAGUCUCUGAAAGACUCGACCAAAGACAUCCAGAGUGCUGCUGAAAUCAGUCAUCCUGGGAAGUCUGAGAGUUAUCUGGAGGCAAUCAGAAAGAACAUUGAAUGGCUGAAAAAACACAACAAGGAAAGCAACAAAGAAGACUAUGACCUCUCUAAGCUGAGGGACUUCAUGGACCAGCAGGUGGACGCAUACAUCGACAAAGGCAUCCUUGAGAAGGAGGACGGUGACGUCAUCAAGAGAAUCUACGGAAGCCUGUAGGAACCACACGUCCAGCUUCACAUGUGACAGUUAGACUAUCUACUAAAUACUUGGACCGGGCAUACUAACACAGAUCCUAAUGCUUUAGCUCUUCAUAAAUAAGAUUUAGUCUGCAAAUCAGACAGUAUUCCUUGUGGAAUAAUUCCCUCCAGAAGGCAAUAUCUUCUCUGAGUGCAGUCAGCAAUAGAACACAAUCUAGUUCUAGAUAAGCCACAAAUCACAAGAGAAGUAAGUGUUCUUACACAUUAGGACAGAAUAACAUCACUGGCUACCUAGAAGAAUGAAAUUCAGUGGAUUUUCUGGUAUGACUAGAAAAUUUGCACCUGUCUUUUGCAAUAGACUUUUACAGCAUCAUAUGCAUAUAUCUGUAUGUAACAUUCAUUCACAUAUGGUGUAUAUCAUUUUGUCCUCUUUUGUGAUGAAGCAGAUAAACCUGUAUUAUUCUUUCUCAACCAACUAACCAAAAAAAAAAAAAAAAAAAA